Messenger RNA from Rhagoletis pomonella (apple maggot), 640 nucleotides. It is a transcript of the gene ND-15, whose product is annotated as NADH dehydrogenase [ubiquinone] iron-sulfur protein 5. The record is from RefSeq and is a predicted model, not a curated record. The coding region runs from base 99 to 521 and encodes 140 amino acids. NCBI's taxonomy places the organism in Eukaryota, Metazoa, Arthropoda, Insecta, Diptera, Tephritidae. The transcript has 3 exons.
UUAGUGCUGUUGAGAACCUGCCAAAUUUGCGCAUAAAGAAAAAUCGUCAUUAGUUCACAAAAAUCGCCAAAUCGUCAUGGUAGUAAAAAAUCUUCAAAAUGACGACGUAUACUGUGAUGACGACCAAAUUUCUACCUGGCAACACUGGUCACAACGCAGCUGAUUGCUUUGACGUUUUCAGAACAACAAAAAAUAAGUUUACUUCUUCAGUUGUCAUGUCGCUGGGCCCAUUUUUACGAACACCAUUUACCGAUUUAACCGGCUGUUUGAUUAAUCAUCAGACAUACGAAAAAUGCGGCAAGAUGGAAAUGGAAAUGAUGGAUUGCCUUGAAGCUUAUGGUGUUGAACGGGGCCAGAAGAUGUGUGCCGAUAUUAUUGCAGAUUUCAGUGAAUGCGUCGGAGUACGCAAGCAACUGCUGAGGUUCCACGCAAUGCGUGCAGAACGUCUCAAACAAUACUACUUUGGUGAUCGCAAAAAGCAAGAACUGUUUGCAGAUCCUCCGAGAGUAGAUGCUUUCUAAUGACAUAUAAUUUGACAUUUUUCCUGCUACAUAAACCCAUUUUGAAUUAAAUAGUAAGCCAGCAUUAAUUAUGUAUGUCUUAAAACUUUGCCAAUAAAAUGUGUAAAUCUAAUACUGAA